AGGGAGAGAAGUGAAAGAGAAGACGGACCAACCAGUAGGCAGAAUAGAAACUUCAGACGUGGAGACAGGGAGGGAGAACCCGAGUUCAAACCUAUGACUUACUCGAGGCUAAGACUUUGGUCAGAGAAUACAAAUGCUGGAGAUCUGAUUAUUUUUAUGUCCAAUGAGAGAAAACAGAUCGAACAUUUUCUUAAUGAGAAAAAAAUAAAAGAAGAUUGGUUCAAGCUUUUUCUUAAAGCGGUUUCCCACGGGAUUACGGCUCAGCACCAGAAGGAAUCCAUCAAACAAGUCCUAGAAGUCAUCUGCAAGAGUAGUUUUCUGGAGUACCAUCUUAUAAUGUGUUUGAAUAAUUGUGAGUUUAGUGAGCAUAACUGGGGAAAUGAUGGUGUUAACUUCCUGGCAGAUAUGGUCAGUUUACUGAAGGAGAUCCUGGAGAAAUUACCGACAUACGCAUUGAAAUGUGCAGUCGCUAGCUCACAGCUUCAGAAAUCAUCAGAACUCAUCCGGUGUGUGAGCAGAAAAAACAGCCCGCUGAUAGUAACCCUCCAAGAUGUAUUAGAUAAAGCAAAAUUAAUCGUAAAGAGAGAAAAGGACAAGGAAACGGCUAAGAAGGUUGAGCAAUUUAUGAAAGCUGGCAAAAAUGACAAGCCACCAGAUAAUUUUCUAGAGCUGCCCAUUGUUCCAACAGUUCAUGAUCUGAAAGCAGACGCAAAUCCAUUCGUCAGAUGUGCAGUCACAGAUGGGGCUUAUGAUGAUGCCCAACAUUAUCUGGACAUUCAGUUCCGUCUCAUGAGGCAGGAUUUUAUCUUCCCCUUGAGGCAAGGUAUAAAUGAGUUCAGAGCUGCCGGGUGCAAAAAAAAUUUCAACUGUUCUGAUUUGAGGUUAUACUUUGAUGUUCACAUCGUAGGUACGGUGUUUAAAGAUGGCAUUGAUCACAUUCUACAAUUUGAUGUCUCAAAAUUAGCUUCUGUCAAAUGGGAAUUCUCAAAACGUUUGAUUUUCGGAUCCCUCUUGUGUUUAUCAAAAGACAACUUUGAGACAGUAAUUUUUGCAACAGUGGCUCACCGCGAGGUUGGUCAGCUGGCCAAAGGAAAUAUCACAGUAAAUGUGAAAAGUGGUUUGGACCUGGUGUUCAACUCAACAUCAAAUGAUGUUUAUGUCAUGGCGGAGACGACAGCUUACUUUGAGUCCUAUUGUCAUGUCCUAGAAGGUCUUCAGGAGAUGGUUGAUAAUCUCCCUCUACAAGAUUAUAUCAUUAAAUGUAAAAAGGAGCUGAGACCACCAAAAUACAUUUUCCCAUCACGUGUCACAAUCAGAUCCCCUGUGUAUAACUUGUCAUGUCUUAUGCUGCAUCAAGGUUACCAUCAAUAUCCGGUAGUAACUACUGACAAAUGGCCUCAGGCAGAGUUCAUGUGUCUGAAUCGAUCUCAGAGAGAAGCUGUCAUGUUAGCACUGACUAAAGAACUUGCUGUCAUACAAGGACCCCCUGGAACGGGAAAGACCUAUGUUGGACUGAAAGUCAUGCAGGUUCUGCUAGCAAACAAAAGUGUCAUGGCCGGCAAUGAAGAAAAUGCAGAUGACCCAAUUCUUGUUGUCUGUUACACAAACCACGCCUUGGACCAGUUUCUUGAGGGUGUCUUAGAAUUUUGCCCCGAUGGUAUCGUCCGGGUCGGUGGGAGGGUCAAGUCUGAGAAACUGGAUCAAUUCAACAUUAAAAGUCUGCGGCAAAAAUUACCAAGGGAAAAAAAUCGUUCGAAUCUGUCCGUCAGAAAAUCAAAGUAUCUGUGUUAUAAAGAAUUAGAAGAAAUAUCAGACAAAAUAAGCCAACUCAACAGAGUCAUGGAAUCGCUAGAGACAGUGAUUCAGACUGAAGAUGUCCUGGUGGGUGUAAUUGAAAGAAGACAUUAUGCAUCCUUAAGCCAAUAUGGAGCUGAUGUAGUUUUAAGCAGAAAUAAAAUGAGACAAUGGCUUAAUGCAUCCAGUGACACACCAGAGGCAGUACUUCCAAAUAUGAUAAGAACGCAUCUUACAAAACUGGUUUUAACAUGCAAAGAUCAAGCGUCUGACCAGAAACUAACACCAAACAUGAGUAUAAUACAGAGAGCGAAACUGUAUCAGAAAUGGCUUUCAGUGAUCAGACAAAAAGCCCAUCAAGCAACGGUAUCAUCCGCCAAUCAAUGGGAAUAUGGCAAAAUACUGAAUGAUUCAUACAAAGAAAUUCUGUUAGAUUCACAGCUAAAAGUGUUUCUGCCCGAGCUGCUGUCAGACUCUGUUCUGAAAUACAUAAAGGAAUUAAAUAGAAGGGGAACUCGCCUUCAUCAGCAAACAAUAGGGAACGUCGUCGAGACAUGGCUUCUUGGACUGAACAAAAGUCUUCACGAUCAGCUGGACGAUAUUCAAGUCCUGACCAACAUCUUAGCCGGGGUGGAUGUGAAAGAGGAAAUUUUUGAUGAUGCCGAAGCUUCAAAACAAGAACAAGAUGCAAGAAUAAUUGAUGACGAUGAUGAUGAAGAUGAAGGAGGAAACUACAAUUCCAGAAUAAACAGUGCUAGGGAAAAUAAUAUUAUUUCCAUCAUACAGAGGGCAGAGAUGCUUGGAAUUCAGGAAGACAUUCAAGAUGAGGUAAAUGAAGGAGGUUGGAGAGUAAAAGGCAGAAGAGCAUUAAGUUUUGGUAGAAUUCGAAACAAGCUUGUUUCGAUUCCUCCAAUGAGUGAAGAGGAGGAGAACGAUGUUGUAGAUUUGUGGACACUGGAUUUGAAUAAAAGGUUUGCCUUGUAUAAUCGGUGGAUUAAAAAAUACAAAGUAAGUCUUACAGAACAAAUGGAAAAGUUAGUGGAGCAGUACAAGUCUGCUCAUAAUCGCAAAAUAGAAGCAAAUAGAGAAGAAACACUGGCAUUGCUGAAGUCAGCCAAAGUCAUCGGCAUGACAACCACUGGGGCAGCCAAACACAGGGCUGUACUACAGGCUCUGGGCUGUAGGAUCAUUGUGGUGGAGGAAGCUGCAGAAGUUCUGGAGUCUCACAUCGUGACGGCCCUCAACAAGAAAUGUAACCACCUGAUAUUGAUUGGCGACCACCAACAGUUGCGCCCCAACCCAGCUGUGUAUGAAUUAGCUACAAAAUAUGGCCUGGAGAUAUCUCUGUUCGAGAGAUUGAUUAAAAAUGGUGUGCCACAUGUGCUGCUUCAAGAGCAGCACCGAAUGCGACCAGAGAUUUCAAAGAUUAUGAGGCACAUCUAUAAAAAACUUGAGGAUCAUUCUUCUGUGUUGAAAUAUGAUCAUAUUCGUGGAGUCAGCAAAGAUGUUUUUUUCAUCAACCAUACAGAGAAAGAAGAAAAAGUUGAUGAUACAAGGAGCAAAGCCAACAUACAUGAAGCCAAGUUUUUGAUUGCACUCUAUAAAUAUCUUCUGUGUCAAGGAUACGAAGCCAGCCAGAUAACGAUCUUAGCAACUUACACCGGUCAAGUGUAUGCCAUUAAGAAAAUCCUCAGAGAGCAAAGAGGAGAAGAUAUUGGUAAAGACUUUCAACAGGUACGUGUAACAGCAGUGGACAAUUUCCAAGGAGAAGAGAACGACAUAAUUCUUCUCUCCCUUGUCAGAAGUAAUGAACAGAAUAAUGUGGGCUUUUUGAAAGUGGACAACAGAGUUUGUGUGGCGCUGUCCAGAGCAAAGAAAGGGCUUUUUGUCAUAGGCAACUUUAAUGUACUGCGCACUCAAAGCAAGCUAUGGGAAAAAAUAAUUCUAACAGCGUUGGCCGAUGACAUAAUUGGCCAUGAACUGGAGCUCGCCUGCCAGAGCCACGACAACAAACGAACGGUCAGUUCUGACACGGAUUUUGAUAAAUACCCAAACGGAGGCUGUGGUCAACCUUGCGGUUACAGGCUUGACUGUGGACACGUGUGCGCCAGACCGUGCCAUGCGAAUGAUCUGGAACACAGAAAUGUUCAAUGCAGAAAGCCAUGUCUUAAAACAUGUGAAAGAAAACAUUCGUGUAAAAAAAUGUGCUUUCAGGACUGUGAAGUGUGUGCAGUUUUAGUACCUAGAAAAUUUAACAAAUGUGGUCACGUGGAUAAUGUUCCCUGCCAUAUUCCGUCAGGCAAAGCUGUGUGCUCACAACCAUGCCGCGUUGUUCUUGAGUGUAAGCAUCCGUGUUCCGGCAAAUGCAACCAGUGCAGAAGAGAUGGAAGGCACAGUGAUUGCCACGUCGACGUUAAAAUUAGUACGCCCUGUGGUCACGAUAACAUUACACAGUGCUUUUUGAAAUCUUCAAAUGUGGAGUGUCAGAUGGUGUGUGGCUCCGUCUUAGGCUGCGGACACACCUGUAAAGGUCAAUGUUCCAACUGCCUGGGAGGAGCAGUUCACGUUGCCUGUGAAGAGCCCUGCGGCAAGGUUCUACCCUGUGGACACAAGUGCAAAGGGUUCUGUGGAGCUCCUUGUUUACCUUGCUCACAAACUUGCCCAGUUCGGUGUGAACACGGAACUUGUAGCACACACAACUCUGUUAAACUCUGUAGCCAUUCCUGUCCUCCGUGCUUUGAGCCGUGCACACAUAAAUGUCCCCAUCUCAACUGCCCAAAACGAUGCUCGGAAAUGUGUGAUUCUGAACCAUGUUCAGUGAAAUGUACACGAAGAGCUCACGUCUGCUCAGAUUUGUGUGGU
This is a messenger RNA of Lymnaea stagnalis (great pond snail), 4656 nucleotides long. Lineage: Eukaryota; Metazoa; Mollusca; Gastropoda; Lymnaeidae. The record is from the annotation of a GenBank genome assembly.